Molecule: messenger RNA, 252 nt
Organism: Brenthis ino (lesser marbled fritillary)
Lineage: Eukaryota; Metazoa; Arthropoda; Insecta; Lepidoptera; Nymphalidae
Source: the annotation of a GenBank genome assembly
AUGGAAUCUGGUUGGGUCAGAGCGGAGCUCUAUAAAACGAGCAUACGGCAGGCCGCUAGCCUCUUUUCCUCUUUGAAACGCAACGAACGUCCGCCUAGCCCAGCGCGCCGCACGCGCCGAGCGCAUUGCGCACUGGCGCGGCGGCCGCGGCCCUCAAUCAUUACCGGAAGGGACGUCGUGGACGACACACGCAAUAACCAGGACUUAGAGUGGAAGGGUGUGCACACCACUGGCACAGCUCAGAUUCAGCUU